This is a messenger RNA of Hansenula ciferrii, 1056 nucleotides long. It is a transcript of the gene DES1, whose product is annotated as sphingolipid delta(4)-desaturase family protein. The transcript has a single exon. The record is from RefSeq and is a predicted model, not a curated record. The coding region runs from base 1 to 1056 and encodes 351 amino acids. NCBI's taxonomy places the organism in Eukaryota, Fungi, Ascomycota, Saccharomycetes, Phaffomycetales, Wickerhamomycetaceae. Gene Ontology annotation, molecular function: sphingolipid delta-4 desaturase activity. Gene Ontology annotation, cellular component: membrane. Gene Ontology annotation, biological process: ceramide biosynthetic process.
AUGGCUACAAUUACACAUAGAAAAAACCCUUCACAACCAAUAACUUUCCAAACACCUCCAGCAGAUGCUCCAAUUGAAAAAUUAAAUGAUUUUUAUUGGACAAAUGAAACUGAACCUCAUACAAUUAGAAGAAAAUUAAUAUUGAAAAAAUAUCCAAAAAUUACAGAACUUUGUGGACCUGAACCUUUAACUAAAUAUAUUAUUUUCGGAGUUGUUUCAUUACAAUUAUCAAUUGCUUAUUAUUUAAGAAAUACUCCAUUUUUAAGUUGGAAAUUCUUUUUGUUAAGUUAUAUAAUUGGUGCUACUGCAAAUCAAAAUGUCUUUUUAGCUAUUCAUGAAUUAACUCAUAAUUUAGCAUUUAAAAAACCAUUACAUAACAAAUUAUAUGCAAUUUUCACAAAUAUUCCAAUUGGUAUACCUUAUUCAGCUUCUUUCCAACCUUAUCAUCAAUUACAUCAUAAAUAUUUAGGUGAUGAAGUUUUAGAUACUGAUGUCCCAACAAAAUAUGAAGCUAUAGUUUUAUCAAAUGUCUUGGGGAAAUCAUUUUUUGCAACUUUCCAAAUCUUAUUUUAUGCUUUAAGACCAAUGUUUAUUACACAAAUUAAAUUUACUUAUAUUCAUUUACUUAACGUCUUGGUUCAACUAUUUGUUGAUUUCUUAAUUGUGAAAUACUGGGGUUGGAAAUCAUUAAGUUAUUUCAUCUUUAGUUCAUUUUUAGCUGGUUCUUUACAUCCAUGUUCAGGUCAUUUCAUUGCUGAACAUUAUAUCAUGGAUCCACCAAAGACUUAUAACAGAUAUAAAGAUCAUCCACCUUUAGAAACUUAUUCAUAUUAUGGUGCCUUAAAUUUAGUUACAUGGAAUGUUGGUCUACAUAAUGAACAUCAUGAUUUCCCAUAUGUUGCUUGGUCAAAACUUCAUAAAUUGAAUGAAGUUGCUAAUGAGUUUUAUUGUGAUUUACCAAAACAUGAUUCAUGGACUAUGGUUAUUGUUAACUUCAUUCUUGAUAAAAAUGUCUUAUUAUACAAUAGAGUUAAAAGAGAAACUGCAAAGAAAUAA